UUAUUACAUGUUUUUGACAAAGUUAUGGUUCAAAAGCGCGAUUAGAAAAAGUAGGUGGCCGCCAGGUCGAACCGGCAACGGUGCAGUUAAACUUGUUUCAUAAACGGAUGUCGGGGCCUCAACCACUCGCUGUUAUCUCAGACGUGCGAGCUAGGCCGGCGCUCCUCGAUCCCUUGUCGCACGCCUACGGCAUGCCGAGGACGUAACUGUUUGAUUAUCCCAUAAAAUCCACUUCAAAUCCGUUGUGGUGGCGUGAGUGUACAGUUUACUAAGCGCAGUGGGGAUUUCUGUGAAAAAUGGUAGCUACAUAGUUCGCAGAUAAGCUCCGUGGUCCUAGUUUAGUUGUUUUUUCGGGUAUAUUUACGGUUUUUUAUAUCAUUUUCGGUGUCGUGAUGGCCCACGGGGUGAGUUCUAUGCUGAAACGACCGUGUAAGAGUGAAAACGGCGGGAAAGGCAUCGGUUCGAGACGGAUUUUCGCCCCGCAUUUCAAGUUACAGGUGUUGGAUUCCUACAGGAAUGAUGCUGACUGCAAAGGUAACCAAAGAGCUACAGCUAGGAAAUAUGGGAUACACAGGAGACAAAUCCAAAAGUGGCUACAAGCGGAAAAUACGCUACGCAAUAGUGUAAAGGAUAAGGAGAAGGCGUCGUCCUUGAACGGCUGUAGACAGCCUGACGUCGGGCUCGAGUCGGCGGCGGCUCGACCAUCGCAACCGCUGGCGCACCAGCAGCAGCCGCCACAGCCUCAGCGUGUUCCGGCGCUACCGGCGUCUGUCCCCAUCGCCCCUCCCGCACCGACGUCCUCCCAGGCCCCGCUUGACUUCACAGUGCACAACCGAUGCCUCCGCACCAGCCCGACCGUCGCCGACUCGCCUUCGCCUGUCCCCUGCACUUUAUACCCGUCGCCGCCACCACUGAUGGCGCCUGCGGUCGCCAACAUGCAUUGCCCCAUGGACCUUUCCCUCAAGAAAGAGCCACCUGCGACCAUGGGGUAUUGCUUCACGGCUGGGAUGUUGCCUCCCGGGGGUGUAUGCAUGCCACUUACCCCGCCGCCCUCCUCGGCUGGAUCGACGGAUAGUUGCUGCAGGGAUGAUACGUGGUCUACCAUCCCAAAGACUGACCCCGACGUGUGGGACCUAUCCACAAAAGGCCAAAAACGCAAAUGCUCCAGCCCCCCUCCUGACACUAAAACGGUAAAACUGUUUAAGCCGUACCUGGAUGUCAUCAAAGACUCUACAGAAGAUUCUGUCAAGUCAGAACCUAGUCCAGCUUGUCCUGACGACAGUGGCAUGCCCACUUGCUGUUCCAUACCUACCAGCACAGACACAUACUACUUCAAUAACAAUUAUGCGUGUGAUGCUGAAUGCAACUACACAUUGCACGAGUUGAAGCCAUACUAUUACUACUGCCGAGACUAUUGCCCUUGUGACUAUGAUCUUGGUGGUUGCUACUAUGACGAGCUGGGAUAUGGGCCGCACGGGAUGGGAGUCGUUAAACCCAGACAAAGGUACAGUUUGGACUUCAAGCUGAGCGCAAUAGACUGCUACUAUCAGGAUUCUGUGUGCAAAGGCAACCAGAGGGCAGUGGCUAACAAGUACAACAUUCACAGGAGACAGGUACAGAAGUGGUUGAAGCAAGCUGAAGAGCUCAGAACCAAGAAUGAAUCCAUGAAACAGAUUCACGCUGUCAGGUAGAAAAAAGUCUAGUAAAUUUUGAUGUAGUCUCUAAAGAAGCCACACAUAUCCUUAUUUUUAUGUAGGUUCCAAAUUGUAUGAGUACAACUUUUGUUUAAAAUUCGGUUGUGUUUAUUGAGCUUGUGUCAAAUGAAUCUAAUAGAAGGUCCGACUCAUGACAUAGGCAGCAGUAUUGUCUACAAUGUUUGAGUUGACACAAUGCCAGGAAUAUAUGAUAUUGUUUAUGAAAACAUAUUCAUUGCUUGAGUGUAGAGUAUAUUAGUACCAUAUAAUUUUUUUCAUGGCAAAGCUUUAAUUAUUUCAUUGCAUGUUUCUGAUCAUGGUCCGCAUGAAUUUAUCUCGGGGGAUCACAAUCCCCAAAAUUGUAUACAAAGUCAUGCUAAAUAUGCAAAUUUUAAGGUCCAACGGGUCGGUCACUACCCCCCUUGCAGGCGCCCUUGUUUCUGAUCAAUUACAAAUCCGCGUUUAUAGGGGUCCGCUUUAUUUUUUUCUAAGUUGCCUUCAGUAUUAGGAUGUAGGUAUUAGAUAUAUGGCAGUUCAACAAUGAUAUUAUCUUUGGUAAUGGAUGUUUCAACAGGUAUUUUGGGAUUUUGUUUUUAAUUAAAACUAACAAUUUUGGUAAAAGGAGGUGCUCACUUUUGUUAAAUUCUAUGAAUAACAUUCUCCAAAUUCCGUCCUCAGGUGUUUCUACCAACGAAAUCAGAGUAGGUAGAGAAAGCCAGUCAAGGAUUUCUUUGUCUUUUAAUUUUCAUAGUCUGUAGUGUGGAUCAAGUGCAAUUAACAUAAACCAAUUUUUACACAGUUUUAUCAUUAAAUGCUUAUAUUAAUGUUAUUUCGUGUAUAGCUAAUUGUGAUGUUAGACGAUUUCAAGAGAUGGUAUUUCUUAUAUAAUUUGCAAAGAUCUUCACGAGCCUAAUGAAGGUAGAUGUUUCCACCAGUAUAAGUAUUAUUAUGUUGAUACAAAUGCUGUCACUUUGGUAGGUAUUGAUAGACAAAUGAGUCAAAAGUAUGCACUAAAACUACGCAAUUUUGGUGACAAACAAUGCAAUGUAAACAAAUAAGCUUCGCUCCUUCUCUAUUCGAAUUUGUUGGUUUGGACAGAUCACCAUUCUUCGACUAACAUUUCCGCGCGGCUAAACUUCACCAAUAACUUGAAAAAUGUUUUGCUUCAAUAGACUUUCUCCAUAGGAAAAAAAAUGUCAGCGGAGUUUGCAGUGGAUGUUCCCGAGAAGUCCAUCCAUCCAUCAGAAAAACGUGUCUGUGGCUAUUUAAAAGUUUCCCUCGCCAUAUGGCACUUGGUCUUACUAACAUACUGCUGAAUUUUAUAUGAUUUGUUUGAUAAUUAGAGUGAAAUUUUGUAGUGCAUUUGCACAAUUAUGCGUUCCUCCGCCGUAAAACAAUCCCUAAUAAAAUUCCCGGGUCUCUAAAUAAUACAUUUGCAAUAUAAAAUAUCUAGGCCGUCGUUGAAAAAUUGCGCUAAAUUCUUAUAUCAAUGUACCUAUUGGGAACCCCCCAGUUCUAUGCUGACUUUUAGAAAAUAUGAAAAAAUAUGCUAGGGUUUAUAUGACUUGCUUUUACCAAAACAAGGAACAGGUGACUAAAUUUUUUAUCUUGUGCAUUAAUAUCAAGGACCUAUUUUCCUCAGUAUAAUAAUUUGAACAAAUGUUGAAAUCACAGUUUCGGAAACAGAUUCAACCGCAAGUCUCGAUAAUCAAUACUGAAUUAUUCCUAUUUUAUAUGACCAUGAAGGACCAUAUAAAGAAUGCCUUAUUGUAAAUAAAGGGUGCUAAAGAUGAAUCUAAAUCUAAAUAUUGUUGCUCACAUACAUACUCUUGUGCCUUAUAUUAGUUUGUAAGGAAAAAAUGUGCCAAAAACUGUAACCUUGGCAGGCAGCUGGUAUGAUAAUUAUUUAAUAUUAUGUCAAUUUACCUGAAAUUCAUUGCAAUAUAAAUAUUGUAUUAUUUGUUGGAUAGGUUUCCUCGUCUUCCUUUGUAUAUAUUUUUCAAUUCUUUUUUGCCAUACAUUUGGUUUAGACUGCCAAAUUGAAUUAUGUACUUUUGUUUAGGGAUUUAAGAUUAUUUUAUUAAGAAUUUUUUCAAGUUUGCAAUCUAAUAAUUGUGAUUCUAUUUGGACAUUAUACUGUGUAUAUUAUUUUUUUAAAUCGACUUAGCCUUCUUUCUAACUGUAGUUACUGAUGAAACCCUGUUAUAUUGUAAAUAUAAUUUUUAAAGUUGGUUCCAUCGUAACAUUUUUAACAGCAGGGCCGCAAUCCACAAAUUUUUAUAAAUAUUAUUUUAUA
Molecule: messenger RNA, 3990 nt
Organism: Acanthoscelides obtectus
Lineage: Eukaryota; Metazoa; Arthropoda; Insecta; Coleoptera; Chrysomelidae
Source: the annotation of a GenBank genome assembly